AUGACAGGCUGCAAGGUUCCCUCCAUCAAGUUGCCUGGCAAGUCCAAUUCGACCUCGGUUGUUCGUCCAAAGUUCACGACCCGAUCCACCUCCACAUCGUCGAUACCCCGGAUGACCACAAGCAUGCAAAUCCAAAUCCCAAAGAGUCUCAAGGAGCCCUCAUCGGCUGCCAUCAACAUCCCCUCGCCACCAUUGACCCCUCAUAUGGGUCGUCAUCUUCAAGUCGACGACGAAGACGACGAUCAAGAGCCAAAUGAUCAUAUCUUCUCAUCAAGAUUUCAUAAACGUCUCGAUGAGGACGAGAAGGACUUGUCGCUGAUGAUGCGUCAGUCCAGCUCGGCACCCUCGGCCAUGUCCCCUCUCCAAAUGCGAUCCGCAUCCAAUGUGCCCGUGGGCUUCACUUUCUCGAGCAAUCUGUUGUCGCCGACACAGGCCAAAGAGGAGCGUGAGAGCUACGACGUGUUUGUGAACACGAUGGAGGAAGAUUAUUGGAAGAGUGUGUCGACGAUCCGUACGACUUACUUUUUCGACGGCAUCGGUCGCGGUGGUGGAUUCUUAGCGAUCCCUCAUCUGGCCUCGCAUGGCAACGCCAAGACGAAUGUAAUCUGCCGGCUGCUCGAGGCAUGGCUGACUAAGAAGUUGGUCGAGCCCACCAUCUCGGACUCGAUUCCCGUGCUUGAAGACAACAUCCAGAGUUCUGUCCAGUCGAUCGAGCAACAUCUGCGCCAAGACCCUAAAGUCUGGUCCGGUAUCUCCAAAAGCUUCAUUCGCAUCCGGUGCGGACAUGUCUUCAUGCUCAGCACCUGUUGCGAUGACGAGACCAUUGUCCACCUAGGAGCAGAUGAGUUUUAUCAAGAUUACCCGCUAUUUGUUGAUGUCGAGAUCAAGAUGCAUUGCGAUUCAAACCACCUUCCUAAGGAACACUCGACCGAGGUGUUGAUCGCGUUCCAAAAUGUUGUCAACCGCACCAAGACUAAGGAAGAAGAGAAGCCCUAUGUUCAUCACGCGGUCAUCCAUCAGGAUGUUAUGUCCAAGCGCCGACAAUCCCAGGGAUUUAAUACGAUUGCUUAACACCCCGCCCACUUAGUUCUUGCACACAGAUCGCUAUAAGGAUAACAGAAUCAAGCAUUUCUUGCGGUUUCUUUUUUUUUUUCUAAUUGUCUAUAUUUCCGGUCUUGCAUUGUAAUAUGCUAAUACACCCAGCAUCUUUACAUCUCAUAACCACUUCGCUCAUCCAUCUUCUCGACAGCGACAGCAAUGUUUCGCUGAGAAGGCAGAGAGAGAGAAAAAAGAAAAAAGGAGAGAAAGUAUGCUUUUCUUUUGGCUUUUUGCACUCUGGCUAGUGCAUGCGUCCACCCCCC
Gamsiella multidivaricata is the source of this 1361-nucleotide messenger RNA. RefSeq lists its product as uncharacterized. Lineage: Eukaryota; Fungi; Mortierellomycota; Mortierellomycetes; Mortierellales; Mortierellaceae. The record is from RefSeq and is a predicted model, not a curated record. The transcript has 3 exons. Bases 1 to 1071 code for a protein of 356 amino acids.